This is a messenger RNA of Bursaphelenchus xylophilus (pine wood nematode), 2677 nucleotides long. NCBI's taxonomy places the organism in Eukaryota, Metazoa, Nematoda, Chromadorea, Rhabditida, Aphelenchoididae. The record is from the annotation of a GenBank genome assembly.
AUGGCUCACCGCACUCGCAUCUCCACAGCUCCAAUCCCCAGCUGUUGUCUGACACCGGAGCAAAAGGAGACCCUAAUUAACGCCGUCAAGGAGAGGCCCGCGAUUUGGGACACCUCUUCCGACGAUUACAACGAUGGCUCGAGACGUCGAAGGGCAUACGCAGAAGUUGCUGAGAUACUUUCGGAUGACAACUACUCGUAUAAACGUAAGUUGCAGUAGUUUUUUAGGUGGCAUGGGAUUAGAUUUGUUGGGAGUAUCAAAAUUCAGAGGCCGGAUUUUUUUGAAACUUUGGUCAAGAUAAGAUUAGAAUUUUUUAUAAGAUUUUUGUACGUCUUUUUCGGAAAACACGGAUUUUUAGGCCGAAAGUUGGCGGAAUUUCAACCUUUUCCGAUUCUCGAAAUAAAAAUUUGGCAUUGUGAUCCAAUUUUGUGGAUAAUUUUUUUGACAAAAGUUGACAGAUUUGUGCGUAAAUUGUUUUUUCAUUGACGUCUUUUUUUCGGGUGAUCAGAGGCUACCUAAAAUAAAAAUCAAUCGAAAAUAUCUAAAAAUCCCAUUUCAGCCGCAGAAAUCCAAAUCGAAUGGAAGAAAUUGCGCGACGUCUUCAACCGUACCCUCAAAAAAGUCCUCGCCGCCGAGACCAGCCACGAUGUUUGUUGGCGUUAUUGGGAGAAGAUGCAGUUCAUUGCACCGCCAGAGCAAUUGUUAUCGCUUCGAAUGAAGAUGGAGACAGAGCCGCAAGGUCGGAGUUCAGUGGAUAUUUUGCAACGUCUUGUUGAAUCAUCUCUUCUCCGCGAAAACGAGGAAUGUCUGUUUGUCAAGGAUGACGAUGUGGAUACGAAACCACUAAGCAGUUUGGAAUGGCUUUCGUAAGUUUUUAGAUGGAGUAUCUGAAAUUUUGUAGAGAAACCAAAAUUUUUGCAAAAUGUUAACCUUUCACCUGUCCCAAAUAUAAACCUACAUAUUUGCAGGCAAAACUGCGCUCAAGCGGCCAACGAAUGCACGGACAAUGAGAGUUCUUCACCCAAAACCUCCAACAAAGCCUCGCCCAAGCACGAGGACAACUUUGACGACUCCAAGAACUCCAAUUCCGACGACCUGGAGCCCCUUCACAAGCGGAAGAGACCCUAUUUCAAGAGUGCGACACGAGUUUUGCCAUCUAUCCCUGCUUCGACAAGCAGCUCGCUCCAGUCGACAGAUACUUUUGCAACUUUCGGAGCGUUCGUGGCCAGCCAUUUGAGAGCAAUUUCGGCGAAAAAUAAGGUCAAUGGGAUCAUGCUUAAGAGAGAGUUGAUGGAGCUUUGUUUGAAGUAUGAGUUGGACAAUUUAUGAGAGGAUUUUGAUUGAUUUUGUAUUAUUUUAGUGGGAGAAACUUUUUCGCCGAAGGAAAAAAUAAUUCUCGUUAGAUAUAGCCCCUAAGUUAUCUGUUGUAUCAUCUAAAGUAUUGUAUUUCAACUGCAUUUUAACGAUUUUAGCCACUAUUGAUGUAUGAGUUUCUAUUGCCAUAACUCUUUUGUUACCCAUAAUUCACCCACAAUCUCAUGUAAAAAAAAAGAUUUCCGUAUCUCUAAACAUGACAGCAGCAUUACUCCUGGAUCUUGUCCAUCAACUAGUCACGUCUCUUUUUAGCGAAAACACGACUCCUUUCCGGGUUUCAAAAAAAUGUUUCACAAUGCUCGUUUUUCAAUUGUUUUUUUUUUGCUUUCCAGUUCCAUUUGAAUUUUUGUAAGAUUGUACGAAAGUAAUAAACGUAGUUAUUGAUUUAUGUACUCGACAUUAUGUUUGAAAUUCAAAAAAAAAUGUCUUGAAGAAUCGCGGUUUGCAAAAGCAGUGAAAUCCUUCGCGCUGAAAAAUUACCCCUCAGAUUUUGGUGAUGUUUUUUGGCCAUAGAAGGGUGAAGAAAUAAGAAAUGUAUACUCCCCGCCAAAAGUUUUGACCCCCCUUCUAACUCGGCCCAAAGUGUACCAAUUUGGACCAAAUUUGGUACGUAGUUUACUGACAACCUUGUAGUAAAAAAUAUCAUAGUAGGACAAACCAUUUAGCUGUAUUUCAAAAUCCAGGGACAAUUUUCAAAAAUCACCUCAAAAAAACGGGACAAAAGUUUUGACCCCCCUGCAAAAAAAUUAAAUAUCGAAACCGGACGUAGCCCGAACCUUUUACAAUCGAUGCCCCAUACUUGAAUACAGAUUAAUAAAUGCUUUUUCGUUGAAUGCUUCGUUGCAUUUGAGGAUGCAACGCGAUAAACUGAUUUUGAUGUAGAGCUGCCCAAAAUGGUAAAAAUCUUGUACUGGCGCUUUCCAAAAGUUUCAAAUUAUGUUCACAUCAUGUGAUCUUGACAUGUUAUAACCUACAUUAACCUUUUCCUUUCGAAAAAAGUCCGUGAUGGCCUAGCGGUAUCGAUUCGGCCGAUAUCCAGUUGUCAUGGUCAGCCUUGGUGAGCCAUUUGCUCUUUGACUAAAGGUAUAGAUGUGGUCGCUAGUUCCUCAAUCUAAUCCUGAGACUCCUAUUUACUCUCAGCAUGCACAAAGGUUUCGAUUUGACACAUUUUGGAAUGGGUUUCAUUCACCUUAAUCUUAAGUUUGCCGUUACUGUAGAUGCCCCCGAGUACGAUGCCAUCCCCACCGCCCAUUUGGCGUUCCAUACGUCUCAAAUGAGUAUGGCGGGUGCUGUAGCGUCCUAA